This is a messenger RNA of Medicago truncatula (barrel medic), 2017 nucleotides long. Its product is annotated as ABSCISIC ACID-INSENSITIVE 5-like protein 2. The transcript is spliced from 3 exons. Gene Ontology annotation, biological process: positive regulation of DNA-templated transcription. Gene Ontology annotation, molecular function: DNA-binding transcription factor activity. The coding region runs from base 708 to 1670 and encodes 320 amino acids. The record is from RefSeq and is a predicted model, not a curated record. Gene Ontology annotation, cellular component: nucleus. Lineage: Eukaryota; Viridiplantae; Streptophyta; Magnoliopsida; Fabales; Fabaceae.
GAUUCAGAUUUAGAUCCUUUAAGUAGGUGAAACAAAGUAUAGUACCCUUCAGAUUUUGCUUUUGUAUUUUUGUUUUAAGUUAGAAAGUCAGAACAGUCUAUUCUUAACACUUUCCUAAAUUAAUCAAUUUGUUUAUUCUUUUUUCUAAAUUCUUCUUUUCAUUUUAAGCAAUGUUAGUUCAGAGAAUGUUUCUUAGACCAAAAAUGUUUCUUUUUCACUUUCAAUCUUAGUCUUAGGUUUUUGUUCUUUGUUUCAUAGUUGUUGUUAUUGUUAUUAUACUAAUAAUGAUGACAUGUCAUAAAUUAUAACAGUAUUAAUCUUAAAGUUUCUGUUUUUUCAUCAUUUUAUAUCAUUUUCUAUAAUUUUCUUUGAUAUCUGAUCCUACCCACCUUUGUUUAUUCUUCUAGAACCAAAUUUCACUCACCCCAUUUUUCAAAGCAUGCUUUGUGUUUGUGAAAUUGUGUCUUAGAGUUACUCUCACCACAUCUCAAAAAUUCAAGACAAAUUGGUUUGUUUUGUUUCUGUAGUUUCAAAUUUAGUGUAAAGUUUGUUCAUUUUGAUGUAGAAAUCACUGAAAAACUCUUUUUUCAUCUGGGUUUUUGUCUUAGUUCGUUGCAGUUGAGUUCUGGGUUUUUGGGUUUUUUUUUUUUUUUUGGGAAAUGAAAUUAAGCAUAUAGGGUUGUAGGGUGAUUUUGUGGUUUCUGAAAAUGGGAUCUCAUGGAGGAGCAAUCCAAGAACAAAAGACUGGAACUUUGGCUAGGGAAGGAUCUUUGUACAAUCUCACAUUUGAUGAGGUUCAAAAUCAGCUUGGAAAUUUAGGGAAACCCUUAGGAAGCAUGAAUCUAGAUGAGUUACUAAAGAGUUUGUGGACAUCUGAAGCUACUCAAGGUUCUGGAUUGGAUUCUGGAACCACUGAUGGUUACAUGCAGCAUGGUCAACUGGCUUCUGGGUCAUCUAUGAAUCCAUUGACACUUUCUGGUGAUCUUAGUAAGAAAACUAUUGAUGAGGUUUGGAGAGAUAUGCAACAGAAGAAGAGUGCUAGUCCGGAUAGGAGAACAGCUACACUAGGUGAGAUGACUUUGGAGGAUUUCUUGAUGAAAGCUGGUGUGGCCACUGAAUCAUUUCCUAGUGAGGAUAAUGCUAUGUCAGGAAGGGUUGAUUCUCAACAACAACAACAAAAUACAUCUCAGCAUGGUCAUUGGAUGCAGUACCAAGUCCCUUCAGUGCAGCAACCACAACAACAACAUCAGCAUCAAAAUCAUCAGAAUAAUAUGAUGACUGGUUUUGCAGGGUAUAUGGCUGGUCAUGUUGUUCAACAGCCUGUUUUGGAUGCAGGAUACACUGAAGCAAUGGUGAGUUUGUCACCGUCUUCUUUAAUGGCUACUUCAUCAGAUACACAAACUCAAGGUAGGAAAAGGGUUGCCUCUGGUGUUGUGGUUGAGAAAACUGUGGAGAGGAGGCAGAAGAGGAUGAUUAAAAAUAGGGAAUCUGCAGCUCGGUCGCGGGCUAGAAAACAGGCUUACACGCAAGAGCUGGAGAUCAAAGUUUCACAUUUAGAAGAAGAGAAUGAAAGGCUUAAAAGAUUACAUGAGAUAGAGAGAGUAUUGCCGAGUAUGCCACCACCAGACCCUAAGCAUCAGCUUCGGAGAACUAGCUCAGCUCCCCUUUGAAGACUUUAUUGCAAAUGAGUUCCUAGCAAAAGUUCCAAGCGCUCCAACAGUUCUUUCGCAUUUGCUGCAUAUAUUUGAACGCUCAAGUAUCCAACAAUUGGAAAGCUAUUUUUCUUCUGGGGCUAUGGUUAAUUAUCGCUGGCAUACCUUCUUCGAAAGUGUUUUCCUGUAUGUACAUUUUAUAAGCUAGACUUUCAGUUUACCCAGCACUAUAUAUAUGCAUUAGUGUAAUUUUGAACGGAACACAUUGUGGCUUUAUUACCAUUUUGGGGGUCCUGUUGUCUGUGUGGUGCGAAUGCGAGUGCAACUAAUAACCGUCUGUGACUAGCAAAACUUUUUUGGUUUAA